AUGUUUUACUUUAUCCCACCCCCCCUCACCCAGCAGGCGAAAGAGCAGGAAUCGGAACCUGACGCAGGAACUGCUCCCAGCGAUGCUGAUGCCGAUGCUGAUGCUCAUGCUCAUGCUGAUGCCUUCGAUUCGACUCAAUUCUGCAUGCUCGAGGUUCGAGUGGCGAUUCUCCGUGGAGUUCGCCAUCUAUCUCAUGGCGCGGCAGCAUGCGGGUGCAAGCAGCAACGCACACAGCAAAUGUGCACCACAAUUGCCUUGGUUUGGCAGUUCCCUCAGCGAGCCCCCCGACGGAUACGAUCGCCAGCUCUGCGAAUUGCAGUUUGCGGAGGCAGCGCGAGCGCUCAAGUGAAGCAAAGACGACGACGAGGCUUCCUGCAGUAUAAAAUGAUUAGAUUAGAGCCUGUCGGUCGAGCCUGGCUGGAUCCGGCGGACAGCGAGUCCGAGGCCGAGUCGGCAGCAGCGGGCAUCUCAUUCGCGGGGGGGGGAGGGACCGCCCCCAAGGCCCGAGCCUGGCACGAUUCCAGCGACAGUCGGCGACCGCCAGCAGCCAGCAGCCAGCCUGCCAGCGAGAGUCGAUCAGGCUGGCUGGUGAUCUGGUCUCUGGCCCUCUCUGGAGGCGUCGCCGUCCAAGACGAGCCAGAAGGGCAGAUGCUAGGUCCCGAUCGGGGGUGCUGA
This is a messenger RNA of Venustampulla echinocandica, 675 nucleotides long. RefSeq lists its product as uncharacterized. Bases 1 to 675 code for a protein of 224 amino acids. The transcript is spliced from 2 exons. NCBI's taxonomy places the organism in Eukaryota, Fungi, Ascomycota, Leotiomycetes, Helotiales, Pleuroascaceae. The record is from RefSeq and is a predicted model, not a curated record.